This is a messenger RNA of Drosophila grimshawi, 524 nucleotides long. RefSeq names its product dynein light chain roadblock-type 2. The record is from RefSeq and is a predicted model, not a curated record. Lineage: Eukaryota; Metazoa; Arthropoda; Insecta; Diptera; Drosophilidae. Gene Ontology annotation, cellular component: cytoplasmic dynein complex; centrosome; cytoplasm. The coding region runs from base 40 to 384 and encodes 114 amino acids. Gene Ontology annotation, molecular function: dynein intermediate chain binding. The transcript has 2 exons. Gene Ontology annotation, biological process: microtubule-based movement.
UUAACUAGUUUGAAAAUCAAAAAAGAAAACAAGUAAGAAAUGUCGACAGAAGUUCGGAAAAAGGCGGCAAGUAAUCAAGCCGUGCCCUAUGAUGACGAUUCAUUUGUGCAGCACUUCAAAAAGCGCGGAGCUCGCGAAAUAAUUGUUAUGGAUUCCACUGGUAAACCAUUGCGAUCCACUGUUAGCCAGAGGCGCACCUUAAUGCUAGCGUCACUGCUGCAGCCACUGGCCACAAUGGCACGCAAUGUGGUCAGAGAUUUGGAUCCCGCUAAUGAAGUGACCUUCAUGCGCAUACGCUCUGAAAUUCACGAGGUUCACAUGGCCAUAAACCCUGAAUUCAUAGUUGUGGUCGUACAGAAACUGAAGUUACGAAAACCGACAUAGAAAUAACAUAUAUGUAUACAUGUGUGUGUGUUUGUGUUUGUGUGUGUGUGUGUGUGGGCAAACAGUUUUGAAUGAAACCAUUUAAAUACAGCAGAGCGAUUGCAGUUUAGUGUUCUGCAAUUGUUUGAAGUGUUGGCGAU